This is a messenger RNA of Piliocolobus tephrosceles (Ugandan red Colobus), 2735 nucleotides long. RefSeq names its product pleckstrin homology like domain family A member 3 (gene PHLDA3). Gene Ontology annotation, biological process: negative regulation of phosphatidylinositol 3-kinase/protein kinase B signal transduction; positive regulation of apoptotic process; intrinsic apoptotic signaling pathway in response to DNA damage by p53 class mediator. The coding region runs from base 612 to 995 and encodes 127 amino acids. The transcript is spliced from 2 exons. NCBI's taxonomy places the organism in Eukaryota, Metazoa, Chordata, Mammalia, Primates, Cercopithecidae. Gene Ontology annotation, cellular component: plasma membrane. The record is from RefSeq and is a predicted model, not a curated record. Gene Ontology annotation, molecular function: phosphatidylinositol phosphate binding.
CGAGAAGCGGCAGACGGCAGCCAGAAGGCUUGGGCUGUUGAGUAAGCAGCCCCCCUCAGUCCCAGCCCUCCCCGCCCCUCGUCCUGCGCCUCCAGUGAGCGACUGAGCCCCCGCUGCGGCCCCGCCCCCUGGGCUCUGCCAGAGCUGGUGCACUGCGCGGAGGGGAGGGCCGGCCGGGGCAGGAAUGCGCGGCGGGCGGGCGUCGCAGGAGGCGAACAGCGGAACAUGUAAGGGCACAUCUCGCGAGCUGCCGCCCAGCGCGCAGACAGAGCCCAGGGGAGCAAGAGAACCGGCGGGCGGCGUGGCUCACGGGCUAGGGAGGCGCAGAGGCACCCGGUAGAGGCGGACCGGGCUGGGCCAGCUCCGGUAGAGCAGAGGAGGAGGUGCAGGCUGAAGCGGGGCGGUGGGCGCGGAGCGCGCUGGGGGCACCCACGCCACCUCACUGGCAGCCAGGUGCUGAGGGCCGCAGUGCGGGCGCGCCGGGCAGUCAGGACGCAGGUGGGCAGCGCGCACGGCCAGCCAGCCCGGGGCGCCAGAAUCCUGCGCUGCCGGGCCGAGAGUGGCGCCGCGCCCGCCGCAGCCUGGAGCUUUCCGCGAACCUCGGGGCCCCCAUGACGGCGGCGGCGACGGCCACCGUGCUCAAGGAGGGCGUGCUGGAGAAGCGCAGCGGCGGGCUGCUGCAGCUGUGGAAGCGGAAGCGCUGCGUGCUCACCGAGCGCGGGCUGCAGCUCUUCGAAGCAAAGGGCACGGGCGGCCGGCCCAAGGAGCUCAGCUUCGCCCGCAUCAAGGCCGUGGAGUGCGUGGAGAGCACAGGGCGCCACAUCUACUUCACGCUGGUGACCGAAGGCGGUGGCGAGAUCGACUUCCGCUGCCCUCUGGAAGAUCCCGGCUGGAACGCCCAGAUCACCCUAGGCCUGGUCAAGUUCAAGAACCAGCAGGCCAUCCAGACAGUGCGGGCCCGGCAGAGCCUCGGGACCGGGACCCUCGUGUCCUAAACCACCGGGCGCACCAUCUUACCUUCAUGCUACCCACCAUCUCGGUGCUGAGGUCAAGGCAGCUUCGUUGUUCCCUCUGGUUUGUGGGGGCACGGCUAUGUUCCAUGUGGCGAGGUGGAAGGCAUGGGCGUGUGGAGGAGGCGCUGGAGCUGAAGGAAUGGACAGACCCCGGGAGGAGGGCAGAAGGCUUCGCAGGGCUGAGGAUGAAGAUUCAGCCCCUGGACGGUCCCAGACUCUCAGGACAUGCCCAGCUCAGGGGCUUCGAGCCACAGGCCUGGCCUCAUAUGGCAUGAGGGGGAGCUGGCAUGGGAGCCCCCUCCCUGCUGUGGUUCUGCCCUCUGUCCUACAGACUGCUCUUAGUCCCCUGGCUUUGUGCCAGGCCUGGAGGAGGGCAGUCCCCUAUGGGGUACUGAGUCAACGCCUCAGGAAUCAGGAGGCCAGCCUGGUACCCAAAGGAGUACCCAGGGCCUGGCACCCAGGCCCACUCCAGAAUGGCCUCUGGACUCACCUUGAGAAGGAGGAGCUGCUGGGCCUAAAGCCCACUCCUGGGGGUCUCCUGCUGCUUAGGUCCUUUUGGGACCCCCACCCAUCCAGGCCCUUUCUUUGCACACUUCUUCCCCCACCUCUGCGCAUCUUCCCCCACUGCGGUGUUCGGCCUGGAGGUGGUGGGGGUGAGGGGGGGUUUGGCCAUUACCAUUUCAUGUCUUUCCCCAAAUGAAGAUGCCCUGCAAAGGGCAGUAACCACACAGUUUGCCGAGUGAAAUUCUUUGCCCACAAAGUCCCAGUGCUUGGAGCAUCUCUCUCUUUAUCUGUAUUCUCCCAAUUUGCAACCCAUUCUGAAAUCUCCAGCCUGGAUAGGCAGAGACACUACAACCCCAGUAGGCAGGGCCUGGGUGGUCCUAGGAAGGAGGGUCCAUAGAUUCUGGACCAAGGGAUGUCACGCUGGUCAGUUCAGUCCCUAUAGAUGCCUCUUCUACAGGAGGCUACCCUGCCGCUGCUACCCUGGGAGAAGCCUCAGCUUUCUGGGUAGAGCUUGUCUCCCUGUCAUUUAUACUCUCAGGCUGUAUACAUUUACACAGUAAGUUUUCCCUCCUGGAGGGUUAAAAGGAAAAUAAUUUCAACAGGAUGAAGGCCUGGCACGGUGGCUCACAACUGUAAUCCCAGGACUUUGGGAGGCCGAGGUGGGUGGAUCACCUGAGGUCAGGAAUUUGAGACCAGCCUGGCCAACUUGGUGAAACUGUGUCUCUACUAAAAACACAAAUGUUAGCCGGGUGUGGUGGUGCACACCUAUAGCCCCAGCUACUGGGGAGGCUGAGGCAGGAGAAUUGCUUGAACCUGGGAGGCAGAGGUUACAGUGAGCUGAGAUCGCACCACUGCCCUCCAUCCUAGGUGACAAAGCAGUGAGAGACAGUCUCAGAACAAAACAAAACCAAAAACUGGAGAAAACUGAGGUACAGACAAUAGCUGCCCACAGUUAUACAGAAACUAUUGAUUGGGUAACCCUGGACCUUUCCAAGCUGUGGCCAGCAGUUGAUUCUACCUUCCUUUCCUCCAUUAUUUCCUCAUGUCUGACCUUCCCUGUUGCAAAGUAGUGGCCUACUUCAGAGUCUCUCUGUAGGGAGCAAGGAGGCUGAGUGGCUCCCUUCAGCAAUUUAAAGUCUCUUUAAUUGUUUUGUGCUUCCAACCUGUUUUGCUCCCCUUCAGAUUUCUCUCACCUUCCAAUCAAAACCCUGUCCUGUG